This is a messenger RNA of Hevea brasiliensis (rubber tree), 778 nucleotides long. RefSeq names its product probable calcium-binding protein CML44. Gene Ontology annotation, molecular function: calcium ion binding. The record is from RefSeq and is a predicted model, not a curated record. The transcript has a single exon. The coding region runs from base 95 to 550 and encodes 151 amino acids. Lineage: Eukaryota; Viridiplantae; Streptophyta; Magnoliopsida; Malpighiales; Euphorbiaceae.
AAUAUUAAAAAUCAACUUAGCUAUAGCUUAUAGUCAAUGGUAUAUACCAAUUGCCAAAUCAUUCAUUAGUGUUCUCUGGUGACUUCUCUGCAAUAUGUGUCCUCUCAAAGCCAAAGAUUUGCACAGGAUUUUCCAGAAGCUUGACAAAAAUGGUGAUGGUCUUUUGAGUUUAGAUGAGCUUAAUUGGCUUCUGGAGAGAAUCGGGGUCAAUUUCAGCCUGGAGGAGCUGGAGUCUUCGGUGGGAAAGUCGAGCCUCAACUUCGAUGAGUUCUUAUUAUUUUACGAUUCCAUAACUAAGCAAAACGAUGACAAGAAUGAAAUAGUGGAGGAGAAGGAAGAGCAGGACCUCGCUAAAGCGUUCAACGUGUUCGACCUUAAUGGGGAUGGCUUCAUUUCUUGCGAGGAACUUCAAAGCGUGUUGGCAAGACUGGGAUUGUGGGAUGAGACGAGUGGAAAAGAUUGUAGAAGUAUGAUUCAUGUGUACGAUACAAACUUGGAUGGAGUUCUUGAUUUUCAAGAAUUCAAGAACAUGAUGUUGCAUGCUAACUAGCCAGUAGAUAUUAUCAAUAUCCAGCUUAAUCUAUCUGCUUUUAGCAGAGUUUUCUUGUCAGUUUCUUUCUCAUUCUCACAGCAACAAUCUGAAUGCAAUCUACAUGUAUAUCUGCAGAAUCUUUACUAGUGAAUUUCUUGGAUUAAUUCAUCAAGGAAAAUUAAAACCCUUGUGCUGCGUGUGUAUAAUUUUAUGAAUCUUGAAAUGAAUUGGCUUCAAUUUGAUGAA